CGUCGUUCUCAUCACUUACUCUCCUUUCCCACUUGCUUGCACACCCUAUCGCCGACCACAGGGAGGUCUCUCCAAGGUCAUGCCAAACCCCUUCGGCAUGUUCGGCUCGGACGCCGGCUCAGCCCCCGCUUCCACCUCCCAGAGCCGUUCCGCCUCUCCCGCACAGACCUCGGCCGCCCUCCCUCCCACCUCUCUCCGCCGCCCCGCAUCUCAUGGCCGUCUGGCCCAGCUGAUGGUUCCAGGAAAAGGGAGGGCGCGAAGCUCGUCUUCGGCGAGUCAAGAGGCGACGACCACGCACAUCACCGUGCAUGCAGAUGACUCGCCGUUAGCCGGCCGCACGACUCCGGAACAGCGGCGUCGGUCUGCGCGAGCUGCCGCUGCGUCACUGCUUGCUAGCGAUGGAAGGUACAAGAAGUAUGCGCAACAGGUCGACAAGAGCUUGCAGUCGUUCGAGAAUGUCAACGAGUGGGCCGACUUCAUCUCGUUCCUGUCGCGCUUGCUCAAGACACUCCAGGGCCCAUCGCCACCGUACUCUGAGGUUCCACGAAAGGUUAUUGUGGCGAAGCGUCUCGCGCAAUGCCUUAAUCCCGCCUUGCCGGCGGGCGUCCAUACUCGAGCGCUAGACGUGUACAGCCACAUCUUCAGCAUGAUCGGGGUAGAGGGAUUGAAGCGCGAUCUCCUCAUUUGGUCGUCUGGGCUGUUCCCGUUCUUCCAGAACGCGUCCACAUCGGUUCGACCAGCACUCAUCAACAUCUAUGAGACAUACUAUCUGCCGUUGGGCGAGGACUUGAGGGCGGCGACUAAGGCUCUCAUCUUGGCUCUGCUUCCGGGAGUGGAGGAGGAAAUUGGCGACUUCUUCGAGCAGGUCAUGUCGCUGCUUAACCGCCUCUCGGACGCGGUGUCGCAAAGAUUUUUCCUCCAGAAUGUCUUCCUUGUUUUAAUUUCCAGUCCUGUCUCGCGUCUUGCGGCUGUGAACUAUCUCGCGCGUACUCUCACCGAGCCUCCGGUGGACCUCGUCUCGGACUCUGAUGUCGGGCUCUUAAUACGAGGCGUGGCGGCCGUGUUGGGAGACGACAACAUGCUUGUGCGUCGGGGCGGCCUCGACCUACUGCUCAGAGUGUUGCCGAUUGACGGGGCGAUUCUGAAGGACGCGUCCAAAGGCGACCGUGAGCACUUGACGCGCGCAGUUAGCGCCGUCGUGCUUCACCGCGAUGUAUCCCUCAGUCGACGAGUGUAUACGUGGUUUCUCAGCGCCGACGAGGCACCUGAAAGGCAGAUUGAAUUCUUUGAGGCGCACGGAUUGGAUCUGCUUGCGACCACGCUGGAGCACGACAUGCAGCUGCUCCCCAGCGCGAGCGAUGUUUCGGAUGCGCAGGCACCUUUCAAGAUGUUCCUUUCGCUGCUUGACAAGUGGGAAAUAGGCGAGUUGCUGUCGCACCGCCUAGCAGUUCCGUCUCUGGAAGCAAUCCGCUCAACAGCAGCGGCUGGCCACCAGGAUGAAGUUCGCAGCACGGCGUCCGCGGUUUACGAGGCAAUCGAACCUAGUGUGCUGUGGAAACACCUGUACAGGGGGGUCGAGGAGGAUAUGGAGAAGGGCGUGCUGGACCAUCUGAAGCUUGUUCUGUGGCUCCUCAACGCUAUCCCUCAGCACGACGAGGAGACGCUCACAAUACACGUCCCGUUGAUGGCAGGGCGCAUUCUCCGCGGUGUGAAUGAAACUAAACAAGAGGCUGUUCUGGAGGCUGCACUCAAAACGCUUGAGGCUUUACUCAUUGCUACCCCGGCGGCGCUUUUCAACAACGCUCCGGAGAAGGUAGAGACCUGCGAAGGCUCAUCUAGGUCGGCAGAGGAACUCGCCUACUCGCAACCACUGAACGCAGAGGAGGCUGCCAAGGUCGUUCGUUCGAGGAUAGUGCCCCGAAUCGUGUCCGAUGUCUUCGAGAUCAGUGAAAAGGCGUUGAGGGAACGAUGGGCGCCAUCACUGCUGCUGCAAUUUGUGCAGCUAACCAAGGCGCUAAUCGAUCGUGAAGUACCCCCACUCAACGCCGUAGACAGCAAGUCUUGGUCGGCAGCCGUUCUUCAAUGCCUGGAGAGGGUGCACUCGUUCGCCGUCGUCGACGUUUUAGUCGACUCGCUAUUACAAGCAAGUCGCUCGCGUUUGUUCAAGCCGCCAAUUGACCUUGCUUCAGAUGCGGUCAUGAGCCCCAUUCUCGACGCCCUCUUCCGGUAUCUUCGGCCUGACGCAGCGGCAUACCACGCCCGUGCAGUCGAGCUACUGUGGGAGUUCAAUCAACUGGCGGAAGUUCACACGCUCGAGAGCGUAAUUGCGCGCCGCAUGAGCUCACCAACACGCAAGGCUGAGGCCUUUGAGGCAUUUGGCGUACUCUGGCGACAGUCGGACGACUCGAUGCUCCCGGGAGAGAUUUUCCACGUGCCCAUGUUCAUGAUCCUCGACGGACUUAGGGGUGACGACCCGCACGUUCUUCGGGCAGCCGAGACAUGGAUGCGCUGUAACUUACGGUCGUAUUUCCGAAUGCUGGACCCCCUCUUGCGACGCACAUUGGCGCUACUUGCACAGCGGUCGGGCAAGGUCGCCUCUAGCGACGCCUCGCUGAUGUACUACUUCGUCACAAGCCUGACCAGUUUGUUCCGUUUCGGUGGGCAGGGUCUGGGUAAGGCAUGCCAGUCGAUGGAGAUCCGCAAAUCGCCCAACACGCUUUUCGUGAACCGCGUCGAGGAGACGUUCCCUGAGGCGACGACGUAUCUGGAGCUAUUAACUGGGCUUCUCACGAGGUUGCUUGAAUCUGCGCCGAAUGAACAGCUCACGCUUCGUGUGCAGUCCGGCUCUCUGGAGCUGUUGCAACUCCUGGUGUCUCGCGGUGACCUGCCACAGAAGUCACAGGCGCAGGUCAAAGUCGCCCUCGUGGAGAAGCUGUCCGAGGCCACACAACAUAAGCAUCUCACCCUGCAGAACACUAUGCUGCACCUCCUCCACGCCGCACUGUCGCAAGGAACGGAGCGACGACGCGGCCACCGGGUAUCCUCGUCGACCUUCUCGCUUCCGGAGCGACCCAACAGCCUCGACACGGCCGAGCAUGAGUUCGAAGACUCGAUGCUGCGGAUGGUAAUUGCCGGCGUGUCUGCGCCUGGCAAUCGUCCGAUUCUGCAACACUGGGUGGACUUUGUCCUGAUGACUGUACCGCACCUUGAGCACGAUGCGCGACAGCUGAGAGCGCUAAACGACUGCUUCUGCGAGCAGCUGCGCAUGACGAUGCUCAAGCUCCGCACGACUUUCGCCAUAUCCACUCCCGGCGACGUUCCGGCGACGAUAACCGAGGCGGAGCCCAUCAUGCUGAUCGGAGUGAUUGAAAGACUCGCCACAGUAUUGGGCGGAAGGGCGGGCGGAAGGCGGAGCGAGGACCGUGACAGGCGCGAGCACGACGGCGGCGGCGGCUUCCUGGGAUAUUUGCCAACGGUGUUCUCCGUCGAGGCUCCGCAGGACAAUGCGUCAAAAUACGAAGCGGCACGGUACCUUGACGACAUAAUGGACUGCCUUCUGGUAACGUGGACAGUAAGCAACGAGACGGAUGCGCAGUCGGCCCUACCAGUGGCGACCGCCGCGUCCAGGAUACAGAUCAUGUCUCGCACGCGCACGCGUGCCCGCAAGGCGCUCGAAAAGUUGUUCAAGGCUCAACCAUCCGAACUGGUGGCGAGUUCGGUGCAAGUAUGGGCUGCGCAGUCAAGCGACAUUGAGGACUCGGCGAUUUUUGAUUGUCUCGACACCUUGGCGCCGAGCGCCCAGAAGGUCGUGGACCUCAUCUGCGAGCAUAUGAACGGUAAAGGUCGUGGGGCUAUCGAAAGCUCAAACCCCGCGCUUACCGCCUUCUUGGAGGCAUACAUCAGCCGCCUCGAGGGGCCCAUUGCUGUGCAAGUUUGGAACGCGCUGUAUGGAUGCGCGCGUGAUGUGCUCAGCCAGUCAAACUCGCCAUCGGCGCGUAUGCUGCUCUUCCCGAUGCUGCGGUGCCUCACGAUGUUGGGCCAGAUUGUUUCCACGACAAGCGCGCUGGAGGACCGCCGCCUCCGGCGAGACCUGCAAGAGACGUACGUCAGGGUUCUCGACGCAGUACUGUCGAACGCCACGCGUCUUGGUGACAGCGCACUAUGGCAGCGUGGUCACACACUCAGCGAGGAGAAACCACCCUCGUCUGACGGCGUGCAGAAGAUCUACUCUUUCAUCGGAGACCACGUGCUGCGCAAUCUGCGCACGUUCCUCGCAGACCAGGACAAGUGGUCUUCGGCGUGCGCGAGCGUGUCCUCGAAUAUUGUGACGCCGGCUUUCAAGCAACAGAAGGUCGAUCACGUCAUACUCUCGCUCCUCCAUGAGCUGACGAAGAUUCCUGGAGCGGCGAAGACGUGGCGCGUGCCCGUGGGCGACGCGUUCAAUGACAACCGAUUCUUCCGCAUUAGCCCGGAGGAGGCAGCUCAGUGGCGUCCACUUGUCUGCGCUCUGAUGGACAGCGACAAGGAGCGCCUUAGUGACUUGUUGGGAAGGAUUGCCGCUGCGCCCAGUGCAAACAUUUUCACGAAUCGCGAGGCUGAGACCAUCUCGCGAUCACUCAACCUCCGCCGCCUCAGCUUUGUUCUUCUCGCCGCCGAGCGCAACCAUCACCUUGCCCAGCUGCCGAGUAUCCAGGAGAAGCUCGUUGAGAUCCUGCGCACCAACGUCGUGUCUCCUCGCGUGCACUCGGAGGUGUAUCUGUGCCUGCGAGUCCUCAUGACUCGCAUUUCGCCGCAACACCUCGCCAACUUCUGGCCUGUCAUCCUCGCCGAGCUCCUACGCGUGUUCGAGGCAACCAUGGACGAGCCACCAGCGGACGGGAGUGAGGACCUUGCCCUCGUGCUGGCCGCGUGCAAGUUUCUCGAUCUGUUGCUUGUGAUUCAGUCCGAGGAUUUCCAGAUUCACCAGUGGAUCUUCGUUACGGACACGACAGACGCUGCGUACCCUCCCGAGCACUACUCACCCGAGGCGCUGGUCGACCGUCUCUCCGAGAUUCUAGUCGAGAGCGCCUCCAUCGCGAAGAGCGAGGACGCUAUUACCGUCGAGCUGGCGGACGAUCGCCCGCGCCGCCCACACCUUGCUGGUGUGCGCGCGCUGCACUCGCUGCACCAGCUACAGCCCUUCUUCAGCCGCGCGAGCAUCGACACCUUCGAGGGCGUGUACAACGACGCAGGCGUCGACUGGGAUGCGAUCGAGGAGGGCCUGAACGCCGAGAUCUUUGGACAAUGAGCGGCGCAGCCGCAAAGUAUAGAAUCUAGAUGCAUUACUUCUGCGCGUUGGUCCACAUCGCG
Cutaneotrichosporon oleaginosum is the source of this 5349-nucleotide messenger RNA. RefSeq lists its product as uncharacterized. Gene Ontology annotation, cellular component: trans-Golgi network; endosome. NCBI's taxonomy places the organism in Eukaryota, Fungi, Basidiomycota, Tremellomycetes, Trichosporonales, Trichosporonaceae. The record is from RefSeq and is a predicted model, not a curated record. Gene Ontology annotation, biological process: Golgi to endosome transport.